UUCUGACGUCCUUUCAAAAGUGAAAGUGAAUCUUUUAGCUGGCGACGACCUUUCCCGAACGUGGCUUUGAACAAAAUACGAUUAAAAAAAGCCAAAGCUGACUUCAAAUCUACACCGAAAUGUGAAUUACCUCCUAAUUUAUGUCCUUACGCACUAUAACCUGGAGCUGAUUAAAGGAUAUUUCGACCUGGAGUUACACCACGAUGGGUUCGCUGAUCAUGAAGACAUGUUUUGUGUUUGCUCUGGUUUCAUCGUGUGGAGCCGCCCCUGUUUCAGAUAACCUGGUGGUCUUGGUCAAGUCUACUGUCUCAGUGCACUUCGGCAACGAUACCAUGUUACCAUGCUGGCUCAAUCCUCCACAAAAUGCGGAGGGCCUGGAGGUACGUUGGUACCGCAAUGGUAACUUCGACAGCCCGAUCAUGCUUUACCGGGCGAAGAAGUUCCAGAAUGUAUCCCAGGAGUCUUCAUACAGGGGCCGGAUCUCGUUUGGCUUAAAGGACUCAGCAUCUGGUGGUCUGAAGGAAGGUGAUGUGAGCCUGAAGCUGGAAAAUGCCAGACUUCAGGAUGUGGGAGAUUACAGUUGUUACGUGAGCAGUGAUCAGGGUUAUGACAGUGCGACCAUCAGUCUCAGUGUGACAAAUACGGGAACCCCCCCUCUUCUGUCAGUAGUGUGGCUAGAAGAUAACAUGGUGAAUGUGAGCUGUGAGUCUGGAGGAUGGUAUCCAGAACCUAGUCUGCGCUGGAUGGAUCAAAAGCAGGAUCUCAGCGCGAAAAAAAGCAACGACUCUUCUGGUUUCAUGUCAGUCCACAGCUGGCUUCUCGUCUCCAGGCCCUCAGAGGUUUCCUGCUCAGUAGGUACCUCUGAUAAAGACACAAAGGAGGCCAAAGUACGCCUGGAAAACAUUUCCACACCUGGGAAGGAGUCUGGAUCCUCAGCAGGUGGAUGGGUGGCCUUCGCUCUACUCCUCAUAGCCGUGUUAGCUGGACUUGGAAUGUUUUUCUUCAAAAACAAACAUAAAUAUCCGAUUUUCGGUAAAUCAGGAUGUGACCAAGUUGAUGGGAGGAAAGACAAAGAAGAUGACCAAACUGAUGAGAGGCAGAAGCUUUUACAAGGAGGGACCCAGCUAACAGCAUUUAGCAAGUAUUAUGAAAAUGUUACCCUUGACCAGACAGUACAUGAGUAUCUCAAGAUCAAGGAUUGUAGACUGAGAGACGUCCCGUUUAAGGAUUUUCCUGAUGGACAAGAGGUUACCUGUCUCACAGCGAUCAAAGGAAGAUGUGGCUUCUCUUCUGGACAACACUACUGGGAGGUAUCUUUGGGGCAUAUCAGUAUAGGCCCCAAAGUGUCUUGGUGGCUUGGAGUUACGAGUGCGAGAGUCAUCCCUGAGAGGUCAGAUUUGAUUCCGACUGCCUCUGAUGGUUUCUGGUUCCUGUCCUCGUCCCCUGACAGCGCAGAACGCUUUCAGUUUAGCACACAACCAAAAGUUUUACUGCCUGUCUCUUCAAGACCGCAGAAGGUUGGCGUGUUUUUAGAUUAUGACAGAGGAGAGCUUUCCUUUUAUAAUGUGGAACAGGAGAGGCUCAUUGGAUCUUUAACAGCUCAGUUCACAGGUGAAGUUUUCCCACUUUUCAAUCCUGGUAAAAAUGACAAAGCACCUAUGGAGAUAUUACACAAGCCAGAACAGGGUCCGUCUACUGACAUGGGGAACUCUGCAGAAUCAGCUGCACCAUAGACUGAAUCUGAACAGAAUCAGUAAAAAGUGCUAGUUUUAACACUACUUCUACUUUGUUGAAAGGGAAAAGGAGGAGAAUACAAAAACCUAAUUGAACCUUUAUCGUCUUUACAAUUGAGACUAAACCUAAAAUACUAUUUUACUCGAACCAAUUAGUUGUAAAAAUGGAGGUGAUUGCAUUGUCAGAUUGAAGAUGAUGUCAGGCGGUUACACGUGGCGCUGUCUGCCUACAUUGACAACACACACUACAAUACAUCAUCAUCUCCAUAGUUUAAUAGAAAGGCCAGUGUAUGUAUUCGGUACCGCCCAACAUUUGUGAAUAAAUUAGUUGAAGCUAAAAUGCUCAAACUCUGACACAAUUUGACACAGUACAGACAAAAUAACAGAAAGAUGUCACUGUAAUAAGCAUGGGGGGAAUUGGAUUUUAUAUAGCCCUAUGCUUGCAAGUGAAUAACAAUUUGUUGUGCUUUUCCCACAAAUUUCCCACAUUAACUUCUCUAGGCUCAAAUAUGAUAAAUAAUAAUAAAAAAAAGAGCAGUUGAAUUCAGCAGUGACCUAAAAACCCAAUAGCUAAAGAUGAGUGAGUCUAAAAUGAGGGCUAAAACAGAACUUAAAACAAUGUUUUUUCACCAAGAGGGGUUCAGACAGAGGGAUUCUUCCGCUGUUCUCCGCUGUCUGCCUGGUGCAGUCGUCUGCUUCCUUACCUGCUGUUGUUCCUGCUGCUUCUCCUCUGCGUCGUCUCCCUCUUGUUGUGUCUGCUCUUUUCUGUGUUUUUACCUGCUUCGUCCCGCCCCUUAGCUGCCUGUUGGUUCAUUACGGGUCAGCGCUCCUGUCUGAUUGGUUGGUUUCAUUGUGUAUUAAAAUUCACAGCUGAGGCGCAUCCUGUCUCUCUCUCUCUCUCUCUCUCUCUCCCUCUCUCUCUCUCUCCCCCCUCUUCCCUGUCUGGUAUAAAAAGCCCUAAAAUAAUAAAAAUCAUGUCUGACCAGAUGCAAGUUAAUAAUGAUAAUCAGUCCAGCAAAUUUCAGGCAGGAAGUCGAACCAAAAACAUAAAAACUCAACCGUUUUCAACUUAAAAGCAGGUAUUAAAAUGAUUAUUUCAAUGAUAAAGCUAACAUAAAAACCAACACACUAUAUAAACAUACAAUACAUAUAUACAGUAUGUAAUACAAAUACAUAUAAAACAUGAACUAAAUGAGUAAAAAUGUUUUAAACAUCAAAAGUUACCAACACUACUUCUGCCCUGUGACGGUAAAUCUUAAAUAUGACUUUUGUAACGAUCAUAAUGAUGUUUUUUGUUGAAGCUGUAAGAUGUGACAGUUUAAAUGGAUUGACAUUUUGUAGUUUGUAGUUUGUAGUUUAUGGUAUUGUUAAGUAUAUAGUUUGACCAAGGGCCACUGCUAGAUAUUUUGGUGCCCUAAGCAUAAUUGCUUAUAUAUAUAAUUACAUACAUGCUUUUGUAUAUACACUGUAAAUAUGCAUUGACAUGUACAUUUAUUUCAUUCAUUCACUAAUUAGAAUGUUGUAUAUCCUAUGUGCAGUGUGUUAUUACUCUUUUCAAAAGUAAUAUUACGGUACAUAUUAAUCCCUGACAAAAGUAAGUAGUUACAUUACUAGUUAUAUUACUUUUCCCACAAAAUUGAUAAUUGGGUGCUAACAAAAUGAAUAUUGUAAGAAUUUUUUUUGGGUGGUAACUGUAAUAUUAUUACUGAAAUUGAAAAAGUAAUUAGUUACACUAAUAGAUGCUGGGGAUAGUCAUAUUAUUACUGUAAUAUUAUUACUAGUAAUGGGUUACUGCCCAACAUUCUAAUUUAUUGUUCUCAAAUAUUGCCUUUGAAAUGUUUUAAUUUAUAUUGCUCAUCAUGUGUGGUUAUUUUGGUGAUUCAUAGCUAGUCUCAUGCCUUUUGGUCCUAUAACUUUUAAAUAUCACAGAGGUACUCAUUUAGAUUCCAAAGGGUUUAAGAGUAAAAGAUUUUGUGCAUUUUUUUAAUCAUUUAUAAGGGAACACCCUCUUUUCUUAACUGGCUUUGUAGGCUCUAUUGUGUGAAAUGUAGAAUUGAUUCUCCUGUGUUUUGAGCCUAUUAUAAUUAUCUGAAGUAUGUUCCUUAAUUUUUAUUUUUUUGAAAAAACAGACUUUGUGCUAUUACAUAUUUCCAGCUGCCAUGGUAACUAUAGUCACUAAGUUCCCUAGUCAUAGGUUUUAUUGUCUUCUCUCCACUUUCUCCAUAUAGCUAAGAGGUUUUCAAAAUGGGAGGCGGAUCCUCCCCAGAGGGUCUCCCAACAGUUUCAGUGGAGGGUCAGUGUAGUGAAGACACUGGGAUGUUACUGUAUAUGGCGUUAGUUCAGGGGCUAUCACUGAGUUCACACCGGGGUGCCGGCCAGAACACCAACUUAAGGCUAAGUAAUGCUCAGAGGUCCACAAUGAAGAAGCAGGUGACGGAUAGUGCAGGUGGUUUAAUAUCCUCUUGCUGGCAAUGAGGUCAUGUGGUUUUUCUAUAGCAAAGGAACAAUAACAAAUAUACACAAAUGAAUAAGAAUAAAGCUCUUAAUCACUAAUAAACAUACUAAAGGAGUACUGAAAUUACUACAUCCCCAAAAUAACAGUCCUGAAACACUCUUCACCUAACUUACUAGCAUAUUAACACACAUAUAAACAACAUCACAUGGUAAUAUUUAAGUAACACUCACUGUAAGCAUUACACUAGCGAGUCGGAGCGAUAACAAUAACGUAACAUGUGACGUGACGUACACUUGAUCAGAGGCAGGUGAGCUAAAUGCUACAACUAGCUUAAACAGUGACCACAUGGCAAGUCUGACAGCUACACAUCAGAACAACAAAUAAACUAUAGCUGCAGCAACGUAAACACAGUACAUCAACAAUAUAUCCGGACAUACUCACUUUCCAUCCACGCGCAGACCACUUGCCGUGGCGUUAAUUGUUAAUUGAACCGUGAAUCCCUCACUCUGCCGUCUCACCGGAGCACACACCUCUCUGACCAAGUACCGUCAGUUACGCUAUAUAACCAGCAGGGGGAGGGGGGGGGCGCUCUUAUAUGAGCUGACCAACACUACAUCUAUGAAAUCACACACUAAACAUAAUAUGUCCCAACUUUGGGGCCUUUUCUACAGUCAGUGAAGGGAAGUGAAACAAUCUAAAUUAUGUAGGAAAUCACAUAUCCUAUACUUAUGUUAAUUGGUUAAAGAGAUAGUUCAGAGAUACAGUAAUAUUGAGGAAUUUUACAGUUUUCCCUACUUUCCAAGAGACAGAACCUAAUAAAUUCCUUAAGUUAGACCUUUUGUUAUUUUUAAAAAAUAUAUUUGGGGUAGUCUGAAGUUAUGUCAAACAACAAUAAUAUAAUAAUAUAAUAUACGUACCUCCUAUAUAUAUAUAUAUAUAUAUUUAACUAGAGGCUAUCUAGGCUCAAUUAUUGAGUGUCUAUGGGAUCAAAUAACAUAAUCAUGAUCCCAUAGGCAUGCAGGAAUUACUAGUAAUAGGUAAGUUAGUAAACUAACUUUACAAGCGUUGUCUGAGCGGAGGCCCACAGUCUCAGACUUUGAACUCCAGGUAUGUCUCACUGAAUUGCCUAGGUGUGAAAUAACUGACAACUACUGCAGCAAACUAUUUAGAAACUGACUUACAAAAGGGAUUAUUAUGACUUACAAAUUACUACCACUAAUACACUUGUGCAUGUGUUUUGUGUGCAAAUGCAUAUAUAUUCAAUAUACCUAACAUGGACUAAGGCAGCUAAACUUUGAAGCUGAGUUUAUGGCCAGUAUUCAAAUUACAGUUCACCUUCGGUGUUGUUUUACAUAAUGUCAUUUGUAUUUUUUCUUCCUUUUAUAAUCUUGUUUCCAGUGAGCUCGAUGUUUGAAUGUAUGAUUCUUAAAAUAAGAUAUUUGAAUAAACUCAAUAUGGGAUCCUGUA
This is a messenger RNA of Dicentrarchus labrax (European seabass), 5655 nucleotides long. RefSeq names its product butyrophilin-like protein 3. The record is from RefSeq and is a predicted model, not a curated record. Gene Ontology annotation, molecular function: protein binding. NCBI's taxonomy places the organism in Eukaryota, Metazoa, Chordata, Actinopteri, Moronidae.